This is a messenger RNA of Bombina bombina (fire-bellied toad), 2453 nucleotides long. RefSeq names its product tetratricopeptide repeat domain 14 (gene TTC14). NCBI's taxonomy places the organism in Eukaryota, Metazoa, Chordata, Amphibia, Anura, Bombinatoridae. Gene Ontology annotation, molecular function: protein binding; nucleic acid binding. The record is from RefSeq and is a predicted model, not a curated record.
UGAGUUUUGAACUACGCUGUUCAUGGUCAAUUUUCCAGCUCUAUGGCGGACUGCUUUUUAACAAUAUUUGUCACGCAGUAUGGAUAAAGAUUUGGUCCGACAGUGCCUAAGUUAUCACGGCCCCACCUUACUGUCUUUGCUAAAAUGUGAACAGCACGAACAUGCAGGAUUUAAGCAGCUGUUGGGGGAUUUGUCAAAGUGGCCGCAGUACAGGAAAGAGAGAAAAAUGGAUAAUAUUGAAAUACAACAAUUUGUCGCAAGAAAAGCUGACCUUCUUUUUGCUGCUUCUUGGAAUGCCCAAGCAACUCCUGGUUCCCAGGAAUCAAAUGAAGGCUAUUCUGCAGUGGUGCCCCCCUUAGAGAAGUUCAUGGAGGUUCCAAAUGUGGAGAAGAAGGAACUGUUUUUUCGAGAUGUGGAGCGUGGUGAUAUUGUAAUUGGAAGGAUAGCUUCCAUACGGGAAUUUGGUUUUUUUAUGGUGCUAAUCUGUAUGGGCGGUGGCAUUUUAAGAGAGAUAUCUACAUUAGAAAUAAGUCUGCAGCAAUGAGUUUACUGCAAUUGACAUGGCAUUAUUUUUGUUUAAGACAAAGUGUUGCAUCACCUAUAAGCAAUGUGGACACAUAUGAAAAGUUCUUGAAGCAGUCAUUGGCAUUCUCCAACCCAUCAACUAUAGAAUUUCUUCUGGGGAAACUGGGCAUUGAUGAAUUAAAUCCUCCUUCUUUAAUAAGAGGCCUUCAAAGGAAAAAUUUUCGUGACCAAGACUAUGCUUCUUGUUUAAGGAAAAAACAGUCAUCAUCUUGGGCAUUGAAGUGUGUAAAAAUUGGAGUGGAUUAUUUUAAAACUGGUCGUCACGUAGAAGCAAUGAAUGAAUAUAACAAAGCUUUGGAAAUAGAUGCCAAAAAUGUUGAGGCUUUGGUAGCUAGAGGAGCACUAUAUGCUACAAAAGGAAGUUUGAACAAAGCAAUAGACGAUUUUGAAGUUUCCCUAGAAAACUGCCCAACACAUAGAAAUGCAAAAAAGUACCUUUGCCAAACAUUAGUGGAAAGAGGUGGCCAACUAGAGGAAGAGGAUAAAUUCUUGAAUGCAGAGAGUUAUUACACCAAAGCGCUUAGUAUAGACAACACCUUUACAGAAGCUGAAGAGGCCUUGGUUAAAGUGCGCCAGCACAUGCAGAAAUCUUUGGAAAAAAGGGAGAAACAAGAAGAAAGAGAAGUACAGGCUAAAGAAAAGAAAAUAGAAACAAGUGCAGAAAAAUUGCGUAAACUGCUUAAAGAAGAAAAAAGAAAGAAGAAACGAAAACGCAGAUCAUCUUCAUCAAGCGGUUCUUCUGAUACAUCUUGUUCAUCUUCAUCCUCACAUGGUCAUAAAAAGCAUAAGAAGAGAAAAAGACGCAGAAAGCAUUCAGAAUCGUCAAGUUAUUCUUCCAAGACUUUUUCUAAAGCUUCAUCACUCUAUGAAGCAGAAUCCUACAGUCCUCCUGCUGAUACCUCCGCCUCCUUUCUUAAUCGUAAAUCAGAUAUGCAUAAACUUCUGGAAGAAAGGGACAUACCUGGCUAUCGCAGGAGGUCAUCAAACGACAAAAAUAGGUACCGCUCUUUGUCCUCAUCUAUGGAGACUAUAGAACUUGUUAAAGUUAUGUCUGAAGAUUCAAAAGACUCUCUCAGCAGUGAAAAGACACAGGCAACAAGUAACAGAAGGUACAGUGAAACUUCAACUGAUAAAUACACGUGUCAUAGAAAGGAUUCUAAAUUAUCUUACCACCAAACUGAUGAAGGACACAAAUACCCUGAGCGACAUGAAGCAGAAAGAGCAUUCAACAGAAAAUCAGACUCUAAGAGUAGCUCCUCUUCUUCAAAGACUUGUGCUGAAAGGAGAUCAAGUAAAAAUCUUUGUGGAUUGCUUCAGCAAGAUAGUACAGAUAGAUUGCAAACCAGUGAUGCAAGGAAAAUGAGUAAGGAUGAAACCGAUAAUUGCAAUGCAUCUGCCCCCAAGGCUUUACCUGAGAAUCUGUUAAAUAUUCUUAGCCGGAUUGAUGAAUUUCAGAAGGAAAAAGGAACCAAGCAAAAAAACAAAUAAUAAAAAAACAAACAAAAAAAAAACCUUGUUUAAGAAAUGUUGUUUAAUCUAAAUGCUGACGUAAAGCAGUAUGUGUUAAAAGUUGCCAACCAUCCUUAUGUGCUUUUUUGUUUUUUUUCUCUUCAUUGCUAUAUUUGUAACCCUGUUGCAAUAUGUAAACAUAUUGUGAAUCAAAAUCCUAAACACCUGGAUGUUGUAUUUACAAAAUACUUGGUAUGUUUUCUAAAACUUUGGACCAAAAAUGGUGGUGGAGCAUACAUUUCCUUCCUAUUGGGUACAAAUUAAUGUACUGCAAUUAAUACUUUUAUACUAUUGUAAACGUGUAGGUCUUGGUAUGCUAAACUGUUGCCUUUUUUAAAAUAAAGCUUAGUCUCAAAGAA